Penicillium malachiteum is the source of this 2004-nucleotide messenger RNA. Its product is annotated as WD repeat protein. Gene Ontology annotation, molecular function: protein binding. Gene Ontology annotation, biological process: positive regulation of TOR signaling. Bases 1 to 2004 code for a protein of 667 amino acids. The transcript is spliced from 3 exons. Lineage: Eukaryota; Fungi; Ascomycota; Eurotiomycetes; Eurotiales; Aspergillaceae. The record is from RefSeq and is a predicted model, not a curated record.
AUGUCGGACCUGUCAGGGUCACGUUCACCAGUGCCUCCGCCGCCGCCACCUCCUCAAAGAUACUCGCGUGCUGCGAACGCCCUUGCCCGGUUCGCGCCUUUCUUCUCCGGAUCCAGACCCCCCAGUCCGCAGAGUAACCGGGUUGAUGGUCCCCGGCCGAUCAGGUCCAAAUCACUUCCAGGUGAACCACAGACUGUCACCCAUCGGACCGGUAUCCCUAUUACGGCCCUUGAUAUCUCACCCCAACGCACUCAUGCCGUGAUCGCAGGCAAGGAGAUCCUCAAAACCAUCCGAGUCUCGCCUGACCACUCGUCGGAGGAAUUUAAUAUUCGCAAUGCAGUCGUGAGCUAUGCAUCCACCCACCAUGAUGCGGGCGUGUCGAUGCCACAUAAGGACCAGUUAAAUGUACGAGAUGUCAAGUGGUCACAUGGUAAUUAUGACCGGAUAAUCGCAACGGCGGUUGCCAAUGGUCGGAUCGUCGUUUACGACCUGCAGCGGCCCGGCCUCCAAUUAUGUCGCUUCCAAGGUCAUAAUCGUCAGGUUCACAGACUCGCCUUUAACCCCCAUCUUGCCUCUUGGCUGCUCUCCGGUAGCCAGGAUGGUACCAUCCGCAUGUGGGAUCUGCGCUCCGCCUCAGCGAAUCGCGCCCUUUCCACAUGUGGUAGUAAGCAUGUCUACCAGGGCAAUAGUGAUGCUAUCCGAGACGUCCGGUGGUCUCCCACCGAUGGUGUCGUGUUUGCAACCGCCGCGGACAGCGGUGCCAUCCAGAUGUGGGAUUCGCGCAAGACUACUGCCCCGCUGCUGCGGAUUGCGGCUCAUGAUCGUCCAUGUUUCGCCGUCGACUGGCAUCCAGAUGGAAAGCACAUCGUCAGUGGUGGCACAGAUCGGCAGGUCAAGGUCUGGGAUUUCUCAUCCUCUGCAGAGCGACGGCAGAAGCCUGCGUUUCAGUUCCGAACCCCCCCAGCCCAAUGGCAGUCCUCUCAGAUCGUCACCUCCUAUGACAAGGAAGACCCUCGUAUACAUCUUUGGGACCUUCGUCGACCUCAUGUACCCUUUCGUGAAUUUGAUCGGUAUGACUCUCCGGCGAGUGAUUUGCUUUGGCAUUCCAAAGAUCUGCUAUGGACUGUCGGUGAGGUCGGCGCGUUUACCCAGACUGACGUGCGAUAUGCACCCACGGUGGUUACCCGGCGGCCGACAUGUUCGGUCGCUUGGAGCCCUAACGGGGCAUUCGUCGCUUUCGGCCAACAACGUCCGCGUCGGAGACAUCUCGGUGAUAAUGCCUCGGAGUUUCUCCAUGUCGAAGAAGAUACAGCUAGUAACGGAGAGAAAUCAUUGAGCCAAAGUCCAGCUGAUGAUAUUCUCGAUGAGGUAGCUUUAACUACUUCGUUUCGGCAAAGACAGAAUAAGCCUACUACCAUCCGACCUACAAAGUCAUUGGGUAGCACACCACCUGGGGCGGUGGAUAUCAUCCCCAUUUUGCCUCUGGACCAAGCUUUGGCCAAGAUCACGGCACCGGGUCCCGAUCAGUUGGGAACUAUCGGGUCUAUACCCCGUGCCACAAAUGAUGAAUCAUUGUUUCGAUUUUUUGCCCGUCACUAUUCUCCUUUGAUGAAUGAAUCGGACCGCGAACAAAGUCAUUUUGAUAUCCUUAACUCUCUGAUAGAAUCACUUGACCAUAAUGCCGAGUGUGCAGACGACGCGUCACGGACUAAACUUGCCCAGACAUGGCGUAUCGUCAAGUUUGCUAUCCUGCAAGAGCUUCAGCGCAGGUCAAGGGAGCAAAUGGCAAGCAAAGGAGGCGUGAAAGGCAAGACAUCCAAAGAUGGCCUUUUGACAGAUAAGUCACGAGCAGUCGACGGGAAAGUCAAAAGUCGGUUGUUCAAGGGAGUCAUGGACACGGAAGGUCAAAGAAGUCUGGCCCCAGAAGGCGAGAGCACCUCGAACAUGACUACUCCCCUCGCCCGACCACUGCCCGAUUCCCCCCCAGAUGGAUUCAUGGAGUAG